GUGAAAGUAGUGUAUGAUAUUCUGAUAAGGGGCGAGGGCUUGUUAAACACACAGAACCAUUUGGAGCUCCACUCAACAUGAAAGGUUGUUGGCAGGUAGUGCUAUUGACAGGCCUCCUAGCAGACCAUACCCUAGCACAUUGUGACUGUCAUGACGAUGAGUACGGCAGCUUCAGCCUGGAGUUUACAGAUGAGAUCUCCUUGAGUGGUGACCUCUCGGAGUUCCCCUUUGUCAUCCACCCUCACGACCAUGGGCACAACCACGACCACGAACAUAGCGACCACGACAGUGGUGGUCCUCCCGAGAUCUUCAGCCCUGAUUUCUUCAGCUCCGGUGAAAACCACGGGUCAUUCCACGAAGAAGUGGUAGCAGACUUGUCUGUAGAGCAUGGUCAUAAACCUGGCCACGACUAUGACCACGACUAUGACCACGACUACGACCACGACCACGACCACGGCAGCCAUGGUCAUGAACACUUUGAUCACUAUGAUCAUCACGAAUCUCACAAUGACUACGAUUACGGUCCCGACGUUGGCAACGUGGUGUUCUACUACAAGAAGAAGUAAAUUGUGUUCCUAGUUAUAAUGUUGUGUUUAAUUUUGUAAAGUAAAAAGUUAAAAUUUG
Messenger RNA from Macrosteles quadrilineatus (aster leafhopper), 624 nucleotides. RefSeq names its product zinc transporter SLC39A7-like. The record is from RefSeq and is a predicted model, not a curated record. Lineage: Eukaryota; Metazoa; Arthropoda; Insecta; Hemiptera; Cicadellidae. The transcript is spliced from 3 exons. Bases 78 to 566 code for a protein of 162 amino acids.